Messenger RNA from Aspergillus niger, 2181 nucleotides. RefSeq lists its product as uncharacterized. Gene Ontology annotation, biological process: L-arginine biosynthetic process. The transcript has a single exon. Lineage: Eukaryota; Fungi; Ascomycota; Eurotiomycetes; Eurotiales; Aspergillaceae. The record is from RefSeq and is a predicted model, not a curated record. Gene Ontology annotation, molecular function: L-glutamate N-acetyltransferase activity, acting on acetyl-CoA as donor; arginine binding. Gene Ontology annotation, cellular component: mitochondrial matrix. Bases 1 to 2181 code for a protein of 726 amino acids.
AUGAGCUCCAGGACCUUGGUCGGGCUGCGAUCGACCACAUCAACACACUUGCAACGCAGCGGUGUUGCUGCCGCUGCCGCCGUCAGCAGCAGUAGUACUAGUAGUAGUGGCAGUGCCCCGCGUCGAUGUCUUUCCUCGGCUUCCGGUCGGCAAGUGCAGCAGAGUGCCGAGUUCUCCUCCAGCAGCAAGAGUUGGGAUCGCUUAGGUCGCCGCGCCAAGGAGAAGCUCCUGGACCGGGAAUUCUUCCUCAGCCUGUUGAAUUCCGCCUCGACCAAGCGUGAGGCCAAAUCUUAUUUGGCCCGUCUCAAAGCUCAACACCAAGGAACUCCUCCCCUGAAGCCGGCCGCCAAGCAACCCGGAGUAGCGGAAGCAGCAGCACCAGUGUCGUCGGGUGCCAGCUCAACCUCGUUCUAUGGCGCCUCCCGAUCGGUCUAUGACAGCCCCGUCUUCAGACAUGACUCAACCCCAACACCUCCCCUUCAAGAUGUGUCUGAGCGCCUGCACUUGGCCCUGGUCAAAAUAACCACUCCGCAGCUUCUCGAUGACUCGACGGUCAACGGCGUGGCCAAAACCCUAUCGCAGCUGAAUCGUCUGGGAAUGGCUUGUUGUGUGGUAGUCGACCCAGGUACAGCAGGCGAUUCUAAUCAACUGCGGAGGAUCGCGGCCGAGCAGGCAGAUCGCAUCUCAACGGCUGUGGAUGCCCAGCCGGACUCGAAAUCCGCCCAUAUCGACUCUGUCCUGUCCGUUUCUGCGCUGAACCCUGAGGCGCCUAAAGUCCUAUCUCGAAAGUUACUGCUAGGGCCGUUGCGCGAUGGUCACAUCGUGGUCUUGGCCCCCAUUGCUUAUACUGAAGACGUUCCUCGGGCAGUGACUGUCUCGGCCAGCGAUGCCAUCUUGGCCCUCACCAAAGAGCUGGCCGGCCUGGCAACAAAUCCCGACCCUGAUGAAGAUCCCAUACGGACGGCCCAACGGAUCGCGGGCCUGCAGGAGGAAGUUUCUCUGGAUCGAGUCAUCCUCCUGGACCCUUUGGGCGGGAUUCCUGCUUUCAGUGGACCUCAGACGUCCCAUGUUUUCAUCAAUAUGGAACAAGAAUUUGAUGACAUUGAGAACGAGUUGCUGCGGGUGUGGCAGUCAGCAGCAUCUGCAAAGAAUAAUCUUCCGGAAGAAGGUUUACCGUCUAUCGCUGAUAGCAACCCUCUGUCCAAAUUCGCCGAUACGGAAGUCGUCCCAGUGCCUCCUAGUCAGAAAGCUUACUCAUCGGACUUAACCUUGGGUACAAGCAUGGUGGAGGGUCAUAUAAACAACCUGCGACUAAGCCAAGCCGCACUGGCGAUGCUACCCUCGGCGUCGUCUAGUAUCAUUACUUCCCCACUCGAAGUUGCAAAUUCAGCACAGAGCCCUGGAGGCGCUAGUCCAGAUGUAUCAGCUGUUGGAACCCGAAGACAGAGAAACCCGCUUAUCCAUAAUCUUCUGACCGACAAGCCUCUGCUCUCGUCUUCUUUGCCCCUCAGCCGACGCGCAGCCCUAAAUGGCAGACGGGACUCGAUCGCUACACAGCCCUCGCAUACCACGUUUGUCAAGCGAGGCAUGCCGCUGACCAUCAUCCCCAAUCCUUGGCUUUCACCUUGGACGGCCAAAGAUCGGCCGCGUCUGGGACUCGAUGAUCCCUCGAUCGACCUGCCGCGACUGGUCCAUCUGAUCGAGGAUUCCUUCAAUCGCAAACUCGACGUACAAGACUACCUCAAUCGAGUUAACGGUCGCCUGGCCGGACUUAUCAUUGCAGGGGAGUAUGAGGGAGGCGCCAUCUUGACCUGGGAGCUCCCUCCCGGCGUGGAAGAUGAUGGGAGUGAGGCGAGCCAAGCUCGCAUGGUUCCCUAUCUGGACAAGUUUGCCGUUUUGAAACGUAGUCAAGGUGCUGGUGGUGUGGCGGACAUCGUCUUCAAUGCAAUGGUCCGCUCUUGUUUCCCGAACGGCGUGUGCUGGCGCAGCCGCAAGGACAAUCCCGUGAACAAGUGGUACUUUGAGCGCUCGCAGGGGACAUGGAAACUGUCCGAUAUGAACUGGACCAUGUUCUGGACCACGCCAGGACUGACGGAGGAUUCUCAAAAGUUUCGGGAUUACGAGGCCGUGUGCCGCAGUAUCCAGCCGAGCUGGGCUGAUGACACCGGUGUUGUGGAUUGA